This is a messenger RNA of Terrapene triunguis (Three-toed box turtle), 3899 nucleotides long. RefSeq names its product solute carrier family 12 member 8 (gene SLC12A8). Gene Ontology annotation, cellular component: membrane. Gene Ontology annotation, molecular function: potassium:chloride symporter activity. Lineage: Eukaryota; Metazoa; Chordata; Testudines; Emydidae. The transcript is spliced from 13 exons. The coding region runs from base 115 to 2373 and encodes 752 amino acids. Gene Ontology annotation, biological process: potassium ion homeostasis; chloride ion homeostasis; cell volume homeostasis. The record is from RefSeq and is a predicted model, not a curated record.
ACUAGGAGUAACAAAACCAUGAAUCCUCAUCUGUGGAGAUUUCAGCGCAACAGGAAUUUGUCUGAGAGGAAUAGCUGACCUUAUACUCUGCCCCCCAGACUUGUGAUUGGCAUUAUGGCUGCACGUUGGACAUACAGCUCUAACAUAAAAGAUAAAAUGUUUGUGCUGAGCAGCGCUGCUGGCCUGAGGAGUGACACGCACGUGCAAGAGCUGUUCCACGAGGAAGCACAACAGGUAUCUCAGACACAGACCAAACCCUGGUGGAAGAUACAGCUGUUCGUCUGGGAGCCAGUGCUCUUUGGAACCUGGGAUGGCGUCUUUACUUCUUGCAUGAUCAACAUUUUUGGAGUGGUUCUUUUUCUGAGGACUGGAUGGCUAGUGGGAAACACCGGCAUUUUAAUGGGCAUGUUUCUGGUGUCCUUUGUUGUCGUGGUUGCCCUGGUAACUGUCUUAUCUGGAAUUGGGGUCUGUGAGAGGUGCAGCAUCGGAAGUGGAGGAGUCUAUUCCAUGAUUUCUACUGUCCUCGGUGGUCAAGUUGGAGGGACCAUUGGCCUCCUUUAUAUUUUUGGUCAGUGUGUUGCAGGUGCUAUGUACAUCACCGGGUUUGCGGAAUCCAUCUCCGACUUACUGGGUUUCAGUAGCACUUGGGCAGUUAGAGGCAUUUCACUGGCAGUCUUACUAGGUCUGCUUGGAAUUAACCUGGCUGGUGUUAAAUGGAUAAUCCGUCUCCAACUGUUACUGCUCUUCCUGCUGGCUGUUUCUACGCUGGACUUUGUCAUUGGAUCAUUCACGCACCUAGAUCCAGAACAUGGCUUUGUUGGAUAUUCGGAAGAACUUAUGUUUAACAACACGCUACCGGACUACAGUACGGGGGAGUCCUUCUUCACUGUUUUUGGAGUGUUUUUCCCAGCUGCUACAGGUGUGAUGGCUGGGUUUAAUAUGAGUGGAGAUCUCCAGAAGCCUGCGGCCAGCAUCCCACUCGGGUCUCUGGCAGCUAUCGGCAUUUCGUGGUUUCUAUAUAUAGUCUUUGUUUUCUUGCUGGGAGCCAUUUGUACCCGGGAAUCGCUCCGCUAUGACUUUAUGAUAGCAGAAAAGGUGUCCUUGGUGGGUUUCUUGUUUUUAUUAGGAUUGUACAUUUCCUCCUUAGCUUCCUGCAUGGGAGGUUUGUAUGGAGCACCCCGAAUCCUUCAGUGCAUUGCCCAGGAAAAAGUGAUACCGACCCUUUCCUUUCUUGGACAUGGGAAAGGGCGUAACAAGACACCAGUGGCUGCAAUUUGCUUAACGAGUCUCAUCACCAUGGCUUUCGUCUUCGUUGGCCAAGUGAACAUCCUUGCUCCUAUAGUCACCAUAAACUUCAUGCUGACAUACAUUGCUGUGGACUACUCUUAUUUCUCAGUCUCUAUGAGUUAUAUCCUACAGCAGAAACCCAAAAGGACACAGAGGGAGGAAUCUAGGGUUGUCAACUCUUCCCAGCCUUUAACCUUUGAGAAAACUUCCCGUUAUGGAUCAGAUGGAAUAAUUCAAAGCAGAUCAGAUGGCACCUUGUUAGAAUUCACAAAAGACAUGGACCAGCUUUUUAAGCCUCUUAAUAAAGAUCCAGAGACUCAUAAAGAGAAAGAAGAGAGAGACAAGAAUUUAAACCAAAAGGUCAAACAGAGAAAGAUAAAGAAGCCAGCCAAGCAAACAUUACAAGACAGCUUUCUCUUGGAUCUUGAUUAUAAUAUUGCCCCCGCCCCUUACUGUUGCACCAAAACAUCAGAGCCUAGUGAUGAACGUCUGCAGAGUUUUGCUGAACAGAGUCAUCAGAGUGAAAGAAAUCUGUGUUUAUCAUCAACUGUGGACACUGAGCAAAAACGUGACCAUGAGCUAAUGGAAUAUGGAGAACAACUUUUUAAUGAGCUGCAGAAUCCUCCCAAUCAGAAAGUGGAAGAUACAAAUGUAAAGCAACAAAAUCAAGAACUAGAAAUUCAGAGAAUGCCAGUUUCCUUCUACGCCAGAUUCUGCAAUCACUGGGUUUCCCUUGUUGGUGCAAUCGGAUCGCUUGUAAUCAUGUUUGUCAUUCAAUGGAUCUACACUCUCAUUAAUUUGAGUGUAGCAAUUAUUCUAUAUUUCUACAUUGGCCAAAUGAGUCCUGGACUACCCCCUGGGGCAGCAGCUAACUUCAGUUUUCUCAGCUGGAUUAAGUUAGGUUUGGUCAGCUCAUGCAGGAGAAGGCCAUCCCCAGAGGAGCAGAUUGUUGUUACACCAUCCUUUGCAACAGUUGGCAUGGAGACCACUCAGCUCACUGAAGAGAAUGCAGAUUUUGCCUCUCGAGACCGCUACCACCAUUCCUCUAUUAUCAGAAGAGAAGAGUUUGUCAAUCAGUUUCAGUAAAAAACAAAAACGGAUACGGCUGUUCACUCCAGCAGUCGCUUAACACUAAUCGCUGUUGUGGCACCUGGUAAAAAUACUUGAACAAUGUGACUAUUUUUUUUUAAUGCUUCCACUGUUUGGGGUUGUGUCUUUUUAUUUUAUUUUUUUACAAAGGACAAAGUUUGCAAUUUUUACUCGGAUUCCAUAUCCUAUCCAGUUUAGCAAAACAAAUUAAAGGACUAUAGUAAAGUGAUCAGUAACUGAGGACAAUAGCAUUAGAAAUCUAAAGAAUUCAAAUACUGUACACACUAAAUAUUACAAAAACUAUAAACGCUUGAAGAAUGCAAUUUGAAACUUCCAUGGACUGACUAUGGAGGCAGGGUGAUCUUUUGGUUAGAGCAGCAAGCUGAGAACUAGGACUCCUGGGUUCUCUUCUCAGCCCUGCCACUGAUUUGGUGCAAACUUAGUCUAGUCACUUUACCUCUUUAUGCCCCAGUUUUCCUGCCUGUAAAAUAAUAUUUUUCUACCUCACAGGGGUGAUGUGAGUUUUAAUUAAUUGGUGCUCAUAAAGUGCUUUAAGGCAUUUAGAUGAAAGGCCGAAAUGGUGAAGGCGAGAGGAUUAUGAAGUGUGUUCAAAAUUGGAAUCAAACCCGUUCAUUUAAAUUUAUGAACUCUUCUGUAUCACGAUGAACUCUUCUGUAUCGUCAUACUGUGAAAUUAUGCCUUAUCAGCACUAAAUAGCUAUUUUCAACAUCACUUCAGAAAGGAGGAUUGGGAGAGGCUGAAUCUUGAAACAUAGGCGAUAAUCUGGGGACUCUCUUUCUGAAGGUCUACAGUGUUUCCAAAUACAACAUGUCCCAGUUAAAAUAAUAAUUUAUAUAAAUGAAUAAAAAGUACCUAUUAGGAUAUAUGUGGCCACACCCUUACUUCAAUCAGAAGAAGAAAUGUAUCACUUGUAUUUAGUCCUUCAGAUAGGAAACAAUGCAGGCAAAGCUCCUGCUGAGGUCUGAAAUGAAGGAGCAGGCCUCAGGAGUAUGUAGUAAAAUAGUAGUGAGCACUGCAAAAUAAGUCUGGGCAUUUAAAAUGUAUUAAAAAAGGGAGUGAUAAUUAAUUUCCUUUAAUCUUUGAGUCUUUCAAUUUUAUAGUGUUCAGUGCGAUAAUAACCAGAUCUCUGCAUCUGCUACAGAAAAAGCUCUGAAUUCCUGCUAGCUUUGGGACCAAUGCUACUAGAAGGGGCUGAAGGCCCUUGACUCCUUGGUGGGAGCUGAAGGCAUUCACCAGCACUUCACAGGGUCAGCCCAUUUGAGCGCUGUUUCUACCAUGUGAUAUUUUCCUGCAGGUGGAAGGAAACCAGCUUUACCAAUGAAAUCAUGAAUAAAGUAAUUCUGGGAUGGUACUGAAAGUUGGCUCCGCAUUUUAAUUUUCUGCUUUGGUCACAAUUCAGCAUUCCUUAAAUGAUCGCUCUUGUGAAAGUUAAAGGGAUGCUGUCAAAUUAACUCAGCCUGAGGGUUGACCCACCCCAAGCUGUUUCAUGUUAGAAACAUUCA